This is a messenger RNA of Haemonchus placei, 471 nucleotides long. Lineage: Eukaryota; Metazoa; Nematoda; Chromadorea; Rhabditida; Trichostrongylidae. The record is from the annotation of a GenBank genome assembly.
AUGCAACAAAUUGUGAUUGCGCUUUGUUUGUGCGCUAUUAUUGAACGAGUGGCUAGUGUCGACUGCGUUUCUGAACGAGGAGAAGAUCUUCGCGCUUUGUUGAGAUUGCGAAAUUUCACGGUAAUGAAAUCACAUAUGUGCUACAUACGACUCCAUUACGACAUCGCAGCGGAAAUGGUUGUUAUGAUGGAAAUGUACGGCCUGGAUGAAAAGAUACAUGAGGCACCUGACAUAUUAUAUAUCGAUCGUCAUGGUGAAUAUGGUGUAAUGAAGAUGACGCUAUGCUGUGGCUACUCGUUGUGUAACCUCCCCAACAACCUUUUGGGGAAGAUUCAUGACACGGAGAAAGAUUCGGAAGACUUCAAGUACAUACAUCUUUUCCUAACUGGUAUAGGUAGGCGAUUGCGAGUGAAGGAAGAAGAAGAAAUACCACGUCAGUCCUUAGCAAUUUGUUCUAAAGUGGAUUUUUGA